This is a messenger RNA of Owenia fusiformis, 2361 nucleotides long. The record is from the annotation of a GenBank genome assembly. NCBI's taxonomy places the organism in Eukaryota, Metazoa, Annelida, Polychaeta, Sabellida, Oweniidae.
GUUGGAAUAAGUCACGUGACCGUUAGCGAGAUCUUUAAAAUUUGUAAAAUAAAAAUGUUUUGAUCUGAUUGUUGUUCAACGAUUCUGCAGCGUCUUUAGCAAAGGUGAUUGGGUAACCUGCAAUAGGCUAGCUGGUUAGACCAGCUGCUCGGGUGCAACAAUGACAACACGUGCAAGGAGCAACCGAAAUAAUGAUGACAUGGUUGACUUGGGAGGGUUUCUACAGAGCUACAUUCCAACAUUAAACAUUGGGGCUGAAGUACCUCCUUUGCAAAUACAGCCUUUAGACAUACCAGUUGAUUCUCCUGGGGAGCGCCAGGAUGUCGAGAAUGCAUUGCCAGAAAAUUCCCAAAUUUAUAAGACACUAAACAUUCCAUGUGAAAGUUCAAAUCAGAGUGCAGCAGAACGCAUAAAAUCUUUGCUAAAUAAGGACAAAUUUAAAGUACGACCUUCUAGACUUCCCACAAUGCCUGCAAAAUAUAAUGCAGUCAAGAAAUGGUUAUUAAAGCGCUACAAAAUAUCAACAUCAAAAAAUUCUCAAGAAUAUGUGCUCUGCUAUGAAAUUGAACAAGCCGUUAUGAAUGCAUUCCCAAUAAUUACAAAGUAUAACGUAGGACGUGUUAUACGAUUCACAUUCCCAUGUACAAAAAGAGUAUCCAAUCAGAGGGGAGUAUUUUAUCAGCCAAUCACAUUGAAGAACUCCACUGACCUCCCUGAUAAACCAGAAAAGGUUGCUAACAAACCUUCAAGGAUGAAUAUAUCCAAACUGUGGAAGUUCAAAAAUAAAAAUUCAAAUAGCUUUGUUCCAAAACGUCUUUCAAAGCUUUCAAAGAAUGUGCGACGCAGUGCAAGACUCUCCUCGAAACCCUCAAAGAAUUUUGCUGAUGUUGAUCUUGAAAGUUCCUCAGAUUUCGGUUCUAGCAUGGGGAGUGAACAAAUGAAAUCUAUGAAACUGAAGGGAAGUAGGAACUCUCCUGGUUUUUAUAGAUAUCAUAAACCACUUGACAGCGCUCAACUUCAGGGCCCUCAGGAAGGAGAAAAUUCUCAAAUCGACAAACAGGAAUCCUUCACGCAAAAUGAAAACUACGCAUAUGAAAAUAAAAUCGAGCCUUAUUUGAAUGAAAAUGAGUAUGCAGGUGGAGACACUGAAGGUGAUGGGAACUAUGCUCCACUUGCAGGGUCCGAUUUAGCUCAUUCCUCUAUCAGCAAGACAGUAUCUAUAAAGGCAGAACCUUGUGAUGAGGGUUACCCCAGUGAAACAUUAUGCCAUCUGAAGUCGGAAACAGAUUACUUAAAUUCAAAUAAAGAUACGGGCUUAAAUGAAGGAAAUCAUACCAGCUUAGAUAUGUCAGUGGAAAAUGCUGAAUGGGUUGAUAUAAAAGAUAUUCAUGAUAAGAAUGGUACAGAAAACUCAAAUUUGGUAAGUGGAGGGAAUAAAAGAAAAUCUGGCCCUGUGAGGAGAGUGCUUAAUGGCCAAGUGGUUGAAGAAAAGAAUCCAGUGCUGGAUACUCCACAUGUGAAAAAAUCUAAAAACAAUAUCGAAUCGUUAAAUCGUGAGCUUAACAAGGCCAAUACAGUAAUCUCACAGUUGAAAACUCAUAUACAGAAAAAGGAUGCCCAGUUGUAUAAUUUGUCGCAACAUUUUCAGAAUUUAUCGCAACAGUUUCUAGAUAUGGCUAGCCAGUUUCAGGCAGUGGUAAAUGAACGCUGUGAGGUGGAUUUAGAUGACUGUUAAUAAUUGUUGUUUUUAUGUACAAUAGAGUGAAUUCAGCAAUUCUCCUGAGUAUUGAAGCAGCUUUGUGCUUUUUGUCAAAAUUGGUAAAAUUAGAAGUCACUGCACUUGCUUCAAGUCGAGUGACAGUUCUCGUUAAAUAAAUUGUUUAUGUGUUGAAUUUAGUACAAAACAUGAGAUGGCCCACAAUAUUCAUUGUCCUAGAAUGAUUUAUAAACUCCAUUUAAUUUUUGGAUGAUUACUUGGGCUUGAAAAAUUACAGACUUUUGUGAACUAUGGUAUCACCAUUCUACUCCAUUUUUGGAGUUAUUGGUUUAUUUAAGUGUUGUUUCAGUUUGCAUUUUUGUGAUUUAAUCUCAGGUGCCAUUUGAUAUUGCAGGUAAUUACAACAGUAUUGUAAUGUUUUGAAUUAUUAAAACAGUGAUUCGUGGCUGAUCCACUUGCUUUGGUCUACUGUGGUGUUUUUUAAUACAAUACAGUAAUAUCCAUUGUGUUCAGAUUGUUAAUUAAAUGAAUUGAAAUGUUGUCAUGUUCUCCUACUUCAGUGUUUCGUGUCACUUAAACGUUUCAGUCAUAUUUAAAGUCAUUUAUGAAUUCUGUUCAAAUAUACAAGUCUGUUUAUGUAUAAU